Molecule: messenger RNA, 588 nt
Organism: Anthostomella pinea
Lineage: Eukaryota; Fungi; Ascomycota; Sordariomycetes; Xylariales; Xylariaceae
Source: the annotation of a GenBank genome assembly
AUGCUCCUCAGCUUCUCUACCUCGCGCUUCUUCUAUUUCUGCACAGCUUCGCCUUUCCAUCCCCUGCGUCUCACAGGUAACGCAUUGCUCGACAAGACGAGGCUUUCCGAAACCAUGGACAUAACCACCGCGAUCGCAUCGUUCUUCCUCAUCCGCGUCCUGUGGCACGCGCUUUGCUUCCUCAUUCUCUACGAAUUGCUCCGCUGGAUCCCGCUCGGCCUCCCCUUCGGCAUCCUCAGACGACCUGAUGGGAUCGGCAAGGGCUCCGCAGACAAGCUCGCUUACCACGGCUUCAAUAUCGUACUCUGCGGCCGAGAUCCGCAGAAAGUAUCGCAGGUUCGUCGAGAACUUGAGCGGAAGUAUCCGAACAAUGAAUUUCGCACCAUCAUCAUGAAUCACGAGCUCUACAUCGAAGAAAACGCAGCCUCGUUCCCGGAAGUCGAGGCCACCGUCAGCGACCUGAACCUCAAGAUCCUGAUCAACUGCGACGGACGCAACGUGACUAAGACGUACCGUACCAUCGACCAGUACUCUCCCAAGGAGCUGGCCGACAGCAUCACGCUCCUCGCCAUCUACCGACGCUCAUGA